Sphaerulina musiva SO2202 is the source of this 1345-nucleotide messenger RNA. Its product is annotated as 50S ribosomal protein L17. Gene Ontology annotation, biological process: translation. The record is from RefSeq and is a predicted model, not a curated record. NCBI's taxonomy places the organism in Eukaryota, Fungi, Ascomycota, Dothideomycetes, Mycosphaerellales, Mycosphaerellaceae. Gene Ontology annotation, cellular component: ribosome; mitochondrial large ribosomal subunit. The transcript is spliced from 2 exons. Gene Ontology annotation, molecular function: structural constituent of ribosome. Bases 59 to 676 code for a protein of 205 amino acids.
GCAGUGUUUCUCCUCCCUCACACUCUAGGUUGUAUACAACAGCAAGAAGUAAGAAGAAAUGGCCGGUGGACUCGUCAAAUACCGCCAUUUAUCGCGACAUUCAGCGCAUCGCAAAGCACUUCUGCGCAACCUCGUCACAUCCCUCAUCGAACACGAGUCCAUCACGACAACAUGGCACAAAGCCAAAGAAGCCCAACGACUCGCCGAAAAGCUCAUUACACUGGGAAAGAGGAAUACGAUAGCCUCCCAACAAGGCGCCCAAGCUAUUUUAUUUGAUCCCUCCAAGCACUUCCCCAAACUCUUCAACGAACUCCGUCUCCGCUAUGCCACUCGUCCUGGAGGCUAUACACGUGUCCUCCGCCUCGAGCCCGAGAAAGAAGAUCAAGCCGCCAGUGCUAUCCUGGAACUGGUCGAUGGACCUAAGGAUAUGAGAUUGGCUAUUACAGCUAAGAGUAUCGCGCAUGGAAGGAAUCAGGCAGAGGAGCAAGGGAGAGUCUUCAGGCUAAACGACAUGACUGCGCAUAAUGUGAGGAAGGUGACGAGAUUUCGGAAAGAUGGGGAGAAAGAUCUGGAACAAAUGGUUGGAAAGUUUGAGAGAUUGUUGGAGGAGGGAGAUGAGGGUGUGGAGGUCAUCAAGAAGAAGAGGGUCUAUCCGGAUCAGCAGAGGAGUCGAUAGGCUUGGAAGCGAAGAGGGAAUGGAAUGCAUUUGUACAGCAUGGCUAUGGGUAUGAGCAUGGCGUUUAUGGGCAGGUGGGUAUGGCAGGCUAGAGCGCUUAUGCCGUUGUAUCGAAAAAGUCGUCGAAGAAGCCGGUUCCGUUCCACUUUCGACUGGAAUUAAACCAUAUGCAACCCGAGGUGAUUUGGGAUGGUACUAAAUCUGCAGAAAGAUGAACUUCUGGUGGCCGUGUAAGGUAACGGAACUGCUUGAAGGGAGCAAUUCAGGACCUUCGGACUUGAAUCAUCUUCGACUUCUAGCUUAGAUGGGCCAAGAAGAAUACCAGGCAGCGAACACUGGUCCCAUAAUGCUGGUGGGUAAGAAGACGUACCAGCGGUUGAUGGCAACAAGGAGAGCCAGGACCACUAGAGCAAAUAACAAAUAACCCGAGGGUCCAGUUAUCGAAAGACACUACCUCCUAGAUCACCACAACGGCGAACAUUUGUACUUUCGACUAAAGCAUUGAAGGAUCCAGAAAGCCUUACCAUGUUCACAGCAUACCUAGCCAGGAUACAACGAGCCGUGCACAGAAAGUUCCACUCGACAAUCUGGCAGAUGCACUCGUCGUCGAGGCGACACAUACGCUCGAAGGACAUGCAAGAAAUAGUAGCGAGAAUAUAGUAGAAAUGA